This is a messenger RNA of Hermetia illucens (black soldier fly), 3371 nucleotides long. RefSeq lists its product as uncharacterized. NCBI's taxonomy places the organism in Eukaryota, Metazoa, Arthropoda, Insecta, Diptera, Stratiomyidae. The coding region runs from base 1600 to 2550 and encodes 316 amino acids. The transcript has 2 exons. The record is from RefSeq and is a predicted model, not a curated record.
GUGUUUUUAAUCAAAACGAACCCAGAACGCAUAUAACAAUAUUAAUAUUAUACUGAUAGUCAAUCAAUCAAUCAAUCAAUAAUAAUCAAUAUCAUUAUAAAGAAUGUACAUUCUUUAAGUUUUCUAAGUUUCGUGAAACUCCAGGAUAAGCUAUCAAUUGUGGUAAUUAUUAGGUAAAGUUUUCAAUUAAUAUUAUCAUUUCAUUGUAAUUAACCUGUAGUUUAAAUACACGUGCUUUAUAAUUUGUUGUUAUUGUAGAUAAUGUGUUUCUGAAUUACUGAGCUUUAAUUAUUGGGUUCUGCGGUGCAAUUGAAAUCUAUAUAUGAGAUGCAAUUUCGACAUGCAUGUUAUUCGCUCUUUAUCUUUCAAGUAGAAAAGCUGUUGCAGACAGGUUGCAUUGCAACAAAUUUUAAAGUGUAUUGUGUCAAUAUUCAAGUUGUGAAAUAAAGACAAUUACAAACGAAAUUAAAUGUUCGUGUAAUGUGCAUUAAUUAGUUGCUUGUUUAUUGUCAGAUAUAAAAUCCGUAAAAAUAAAUCAUAAAUAUUGUUUUUUCUAAAAUUACUCCAAACGAAAAAAUGCAGUAAAUUUAACUAAGAAGAAUGUGGAAUUACUAGAAGGUACCAUUAAGGAAUGCAGCAAAAAUUUAAGAAAACUUAACUCUGCUCUAAUGAAUGCGAAAACGACUGGCGCUAGAAAAAAAAUCGCCAAUACAAUAUGUGUUUUAAGUGGUUUGCGAACACAAGUGAAACUACGUCGACCUGUGUGCUUUGACCAUUCUUCUUCGAAUCUAUGUCCAGUUAGGCAUACAGUAAAAUGGGAAGACGUGCAGUCAGCUGUUAAAAGUCGAAUACGGACUGGAGUGCUCACUAAUCUUGAAAACAAGCUAAAACAAAGCUAACUUUUUACAUGCUUGUCAAGUUUAUUUCGUCGUCGUAUAACAAGAAUCCUUAAAAGUGAAAUAGCGUUAAAAGUCAACGCAGAAUUGUGUCGUGAAUUUAAAAUUGUUAAAGGCGAAGAUGAACAUUAUGAGUUCAAGUGUAUACACAAGGAAUAUGCCAAUCUAUCUUUUAUCUUCACAAGUAUCUCAACAUAAAAACAAAAUUUUAUUUUGUGAGCAAUGUCUUCAUUAUUUUUAUAGUCGAGCACGUUUAGAAAAGCAUAUUCAGGAUUGUAAUAAACUUAACAAUUGUAAAAUUCGGUUACCAUCCCAAGAUUCAAUGUUUCUGAAAUUUAAGAAUUUUAGUUAGAAAUUCCUUUUGUAAUUUAUGCAGAUUUAGAGUGUCUACUGAUAGCAAUUAAUGAUAAAAACAAGUAUCAAGACCAUAUUCCCAGUAAUGUAGGUUAUUAUGUUAAGUGUUCGUAUGAUCAAAAUUUAUCUUUCUACAAGAGUUAUCGUGGGAAGGAUUGCAUAAAGUGGUUUAUUAAUGAAAACAAAUUGCUGAAUAUCUACAGUCGAUUUUCCUUUCCCCUGUUCCAUUGACUGAGUUAACUAUAAAAGAAACCAGUAAUUUUAAAAAUGCUUGCAAAUGUCACAUAUGCGAAAAAUUGUUUUCCAUAAACGAUAUUAAAGUGCAAGAUCACUGUCAUCUUACAGAUUCAUGGCAAAUAGUCUGGAUACAUUAUCAUCGUACCUGACCGUGUUUCCUAUUUUAAAGUCUCAAUUCACAGAUCUUACAGAAGAUAAAUUUAAUCUCAUAACUCGCAAACUUUUGUAUCGAUAUGACUAUUUUAACUCUUUCGAUAAAUCCACAGAAACAGCGAUCUCUGAUUUUCCCCAGUUUUAUAACAAAUUAAAUGACGAAAGUGUAAGUCACAAAGAUUAUGUGCUCACCUUUAGAAUUUGGGAGGAAUUUUCAAUAAAAAAUCUGGGCGAAUACUCUGAUUUGUAUCUAAAAAUUGAUGUUCUUCUUCUGGCGGAUGUUUUUGAAGAAAUUCGUUCAAAUUUUCAUAAUACAUACGGUCUUGAUCCAGCUUUCUACUUCACACUUCCUGGUUAUACCUGGGAUGCAAUGCUCAAAUGCACUAAUGUUACUUUAGAAUUAUUGACUGAUGUAGAUAUGUUAAUGUUUUUUGAACGCGGUAUUAGAGGAGGACUUAGUCAAUGUUCAAAACGUUAUUCGAAGGCAAACAAUAAAUAUAUAUGCGAUUACGAUUCAACUAAGCCGUCUAAAUUCUUGAUUUAUAAUGAUAUUAAUAAUCAAUAUGAGUGGGCAAUGUGCCAAUUUCUACCACAAAAUAGUUUUGAGUGGCUGGAAAAUCCAGCAGAUUUUAAAGUAGAAGAUGUGUCUGAUGAUUCACCUAUUGGCUAUAUCCUUGAAGUAGAUUUGGAAUAUCCGAAAGAAUUACAUAAUCUACACAAUCAACUCUCCUUCUGUCCAGAACGCAGUGUACCGCCUGGAUCAAAAGAAGAAAAAUUGUUGGCUACUUUAAAAGAUAAAGUUAAAUAUAUCAUCCAUUACCGAAACUUGAAGCAAGCAAUGGAGCAUGGUCUACACCUUACUAAAAUUCACAGAGUUCUCAGUUUUAGGCAGUCUCCUUGGGCAUUGUGAAACUAUUAUAGUAACACAAUGGUCAGGUCGGUAUGGAGCUGAAUCGCUAAUUGCAAAGCCUGAAUUUAAAGCGUCAACUGUUUUUAAUGAGAACUUUGUAGCCAUUGAACUGAAUAAAUCUGAAAUUUACUUCAAUAAGUCGAUAUAUGUAGGCAUGCGUAUUUUGGAUUUGGCAAAAAACCACUAUAUAUGAUUUCCACUAUAAUUAUAUGAUUCCUGAAUUUGGUUUCAACUCUACAUUGUGUUAUACGGAUACAGAUUCCCUUAUAUAUGAAAUAGAAUGUCACGAUUUCCACGAAGUAAUUAAACGUGAUUGUCGCGAUCGCUUUGAUACUAGUGAUUAUCCUUCUAAUAACAUUUUUGGAAUACCCCCCGUAAACAAGAAAGUAUUAGGCCUUAUGAAAGGUGAGAAUAAUGGGAAAAUUAUGACCGAAUUCGUUGGUUUACGCUCAAAAAUGUAUGCAAUUCGCGUGGCGGGUGAAGAUAAAAUGAAAAAAUCUAAAGGAAUUAAAAGUCAAAUUGUAAAAAAUAGAUUAUCAUUCGAUGAUUUUGUAGACUGUUUAAAAAACAACACCCGAAAAGAAGUAAAGCAAAAUCUCAUACAAUCUCAGAAACAUAAGGUGAGUUCAGUAAGACAACUCAAAAUUGCCCUGAACGCUAAUGAUGAUAAGAGGUACAUAAUAAAAAAUAUUAUGUAUUAUGGAUGUAGAUAUAAGUGAUAACGUAGCAAAUAAACUAUACUAUGUAUUAGAAUGUCCUUUAAAUUUAAAAUAUGAAUUAUAUCCACUAUUCUAAUAUACUUAAUUAAUUCAAUAAAUAAA